This is a messenger RNA of Necator americanus (New World hookworm), 1269 nucleotides long. RefSeq lists its product as uncharacterized. Gene Ontology annotation, molecular function: peptidase inhibitor activity. The record is from RefSeq and is a predicted model, not a curated record. Gene Ontology annotation, cellular component: extracellular region. The coding region runs from base 1 to 1269 and encodes 422 amino acids. NCBI's taxonomy places the organism in Eukaryota, Metazoa, Nematoda, Chromadorea, Rhabditida, Ancylostomatidae. The transcript is spliced from 12 exons.
AUGUAUUUCAUUAUUUUAUUCCUGGUGCUCGUCAACCCUGGCACCCAACAAAUGACCUUGUGCGAAUACAUGCAACUUCUUGGCAGAGCUGGUCCAGGAUGCACAGAAACUAGCGGUACAGCUACCACGGAGGAGAGCAGACUGGCGAAAAUGAUUGCGAUUAUUGAAGAAAAAGAGGCGACUAAAAUGGUAGCACCAAGAAACAAAUGGAUUCUGUGCGGUUCACAAAAGUAUAGGGAUUGUAGGACUGAUAAAGAGUCCUGCGUGUCAGGUUAUAGUUGCCGUUCGCCUACAUCUGAUGAGAGAUGCUGUGUGAGUACAACAGCGAGAGUUAGGCUUUCAAGAACUCCCAACAAAUGUCCACCCACUGAGGAGAUGGGAUAUACUUGCACAUAUGGAAGUGGAAGAACACCGACGAAUUGGUGUAGCACUGAUGACGACUGUUCAGGCUCACCGGUGCAGUUGUGCUGCGAUACAGAAUGUGGAUUCAAAGUUUGCCUUUCUUCUCUGGAAUACGUUAUUGAUACAGAAAUGCUCAUAUUAGUUCUGGCUUUCAUUCCCAUAUGUUGGACGCAGAAGAUGAGUUUAUGUGAAUAUUUCAACAAAUUAGGAGUGGAAAGACGAGAAUGUGGCACGACAUCCACACUUCCUUAUAGAUCAACAGAUCAGUAUCGAACACAGUAUGACCAACCGCAAACAAAUUCGAUAGUGUCUUCUCAAUUGUUCGGUGCAUUACCCCUAUGUAUAAGUUAUUUUCAUUCGUGUAUGUCCUCAACAUCAUGUGAAUCGGGCACCAUAUGCACCAACGGUGUCAACGCAGGUUCCUGUUGCACAAAUCCAUCACACAAAACGUGCCCUUCUCCAACCUCUUUAAAUAUUUACUGUCGAAAGAUACGAGGCGUUAGUUGGUGCAACACUGAUUUUGACUGUCACGGGACCUCCUCCAUGCCAUCCAUUUGUUGCCCAACAGGAUGUAAUUACAACAUGUGUAUCCGGAGGGGUUUGCCUCCACCGGUACCACAUAUUCGAAGACAUAUUCCAGCAUUCUCUGCAUUGUCCGAACAAGAUACGACCCAUAUUCCGUCGACGGAUUGUCCUGACCCGUACACCCUAACCGCACGGUGCGUGGUUCGAAUGCCGACAAGCUGGUGUUUGACCGAUUCAGAAUGCCCCUCUUUGAACAUCAGUCAUCCACGAAAAUGUUGUGCAACAUCAUGCGGAUACAAUGUUUGCGCCAUCAAAUACAAUGGGAAAUGGAUGGUUGCCUAA